AUGCGCAUACAAUUCACACUAGUUUACACGUGUUCGCCCUCUGGCACCGUUUCACUUGUAGGUGCAGUUUUAGAUAUUUAUACGAUGCAGUUACUGCAGGUACAAAUAUAUAACUCUAUCUAUCUAUCUAUCUAUCUAUCUAUCUAUCUAUCUAUAUGGAGUAUCUAUCUAUCUAUCUAUCUAUCUAUCUAUCUAUCUAUCUAUCUAUCUAUCUAUCUAUCUAUCUAUCUGCGUACCCGUGUUGAUUUCUAUGUCAACUAUCUAUCUAUCUAUCUAUCUAUCUAUCUAUCUAUCUAUCUAUCUAUCUAUCUGAUUGUUUGUCUGUCUCUAUCUCUGUCUGUCUGUCUCUCUAUCAGUCUGUCUGAUUGUCUGCUUGUCUAUCUAUCUAUCUAUCUAUCUAUCUAUCUAUCUAUCUAUCUAUCUAUCUAUCUAUCUAUCUAUCUAUCAACGAGUGGGUUCCAUAUAACUCAAGAAGCCAUUUACUGCAAAAAAAAAAAAAAAAAAAAAAUUCUGAUGUUGGGUGUUUCUGUCAGAUUUUGUUAA
This is a messenger RNA of Acanthosepion pharaonis, 543 nucleotides long. Lineage: Eukaryota; Metazoa; Mollusca; Cephalopoda; Sepiida; Sepiidae. The record is from the annotation of a GenBank genome assembly.